AUGUGGGAGAAAACCUUCCUGCUGCUGCUCCACAGUGUCGAAGCUGUAGUGGCGUCUCAGUGCUGGCAGGAGGCGACCUUCUCAGAGGCCGUGGUGUCUCCGGCAGUGAAAAGCAGCGGUAUCCUGUGGGUACCUGACGUGGCGUCUCUGCCGCAGUGCAUGGCGGCGUGCUGCAACCUGCCGGGUUACGACCUGGCCUGGCUGUUCGAGGGCCGCUGCUACAUCCUGAACUGCCAGCAGAAGGAGAACUGCCAGCCCAGAGAGAGCCCCGGGGCCGACUCCGUCCUCGCCUUCCUCCAGAGAGAGUCGCCGCAGACGCUGGUGCUGCAGUCUUUGGUGAGAGGGGAGCCAUACAGCAGCCGCUGGAGGCCCCUCUCGCGGUCCUCUGAGGCCCCCGGGGACCUGGAGGCCCUGAAGGACCUCGCCCUGUUUGACAGGCCCCGGCAGGACUUUUCUGACCCCCGCAUUCUGGAUGUGGAGUAUUCAGAGGGAAGUCAGGAGAUGGGGGGGCCUGGCUCAGAAGCGGAGAUGAUCACCGAUCAGCCGUCCUUGAAAGGAGGAGACGGGUUCAACCAAUCAGAGGCAGAGGAUGGCCCAGAGAGGGGGCUGACUGAAAGCAGCGUGGUCCAGAAUGGAGCCUUCUCUGGGGGGAACAGCAGUCAGGGAGAUGAGGACAAAACCAGGAGCCCAGCAGACCCUGCUGCCUCAGAGGAAACAAAUAAAACAGAAAGCAGCACCGAUUCACCAUCACUGACACCGUUAACAGCUGACUCCACCCAACACGACCAAAUAAGGACAUCACUCCCCACCGCUGCCACACCCCACGGGCCCAUCAGCACGUCCACACAGCCAGGUCGACCCCUGAUGCUGUCCCUUGGAAACCCUGUAGAGGGGACGUUGCCGACAGUUAAGCUUGAUGCUUCAGUCUCUCCUGAAACCACUGACGUGUUGAAGGCGUUUCAGUCAUCAGCAGCCGGAGCUCCGCUGACCACCACCCACCCCCCGACCGGAGCUGUGACCUCUGACCCCUCCGCCGCCGCCUCGACCCCCAGCACCAACCCUCCGACCACGAUGGUGCCCUCCACUACGACUGCUGCCCCCCCCCCCCCCCCCCCCCCUGUUUGUCCAGUGUCAGAGGUCGGGGGGUCAAACCGUGGCCCCGUGGCCAUCGUGGGUCCUGACAGGAAGUUGUUUCUCCCAGUGAGCAGCUUGUCGCUCGAUGGCAGCGGAAGCACCGACGACCGCGGCGUGGUCAGCUACCACUGGGACGCCGUCAGUGGCCCCCCGGGAUUAAAGCUGGAGGGAGUCAACCAGGCAGUAGCCACGGCGACGGGCCUGCGGGUGGGACGCUACACCUUCAGACUGACCGUCUGUGACCAGCAGGGGGCGACAGACAGCGCUUCACUGACUGUCAGGGUCCAGGAAGCCAGGAGUCUUCCUCCCAUCGCUCACGCCAGCGGCAGCCACACCCUCACUCUGCCCAACAACUCUCUGGUCCUCCGAGGCUCCGUGACCGACGGGGACCAGACACAGGUCCACUACCUGUGGGUCAGAGACAGCCAGAGUCCUGCUGCCGGGGACGUGCUGUACAGCUCAGAGACUCAGGCCUCGCUGUACCUGACCAACCUGGUGGAGGGCACCUACCUGUUCCAGCUGAGGGUGACCGACGCUCAGGGGCGCUCCAGCGCCGCCACGGCCACCGUGGAGGUCCGACCAGAGCCUGGCGGUGGGGAGGAGGUGGAGCUGGAGAUGCUGGUGUCGGUGUCUCAGGUCAGCGUGGCUCAGAGGGACACGGUCGUCCGACAACUGGCCGCUCUGCUCCACGUCCUGGACAGCGACGUCCAGGUCCGAGCGCUGCAGGGACACUCGCACCUCAGCACGCUGUUGCGGUUCUCAGUGCGGGGCCCCUCAGGACCGAUCUCUGGCUCCGGGCUGGUGGGUCUGCUGAGAAACCAGCUGCUCAGAGAGAAGAGCGACUACCUGCUGUUCAGAGUCCUGAGAGUCGACACCGUCUUGUGCCUGCUUCGCUGUUCGGGGCGUGGCCAGUGUGAUCCAAUCACCAAGGUGUGCACGUGUGACCCCUUCUGGACGGAGAACCUGAUUCGUCGUUACCUUGGUGACGGAGAGAGCAACUGCGAGUGGAGGGUGCUGUACGUCAUCCUGACCAGCUUCCUGCUCAUGGUCUUCAUCCUGUCCGUCAGUUGGACCUUCAUCUGCUGCUGCAGGAGGAGGAGACAGACCAAGCUGAGGAGGAAAACCAAAUACACCAUCCUGGACAACAUGGACGAGCAGGAGCGGGUGGAGCUUAGACCCAAAUUCAGCAUCAAACAUCGCAGCACGGAGCACAACUCCAGCCUGAUGAUGUCAGAGUCCGAGCUGGACAGCGACCAGGACACCAUCUUCAGCCGGGACCGACCCGUCCGAAGCCGGAACUGGCUCGGCGCCCAGGCCGCCCGCAACGGAAACGCCUUCGGCUGACAGAGGCGCGUCUCGUCCGGGAUGCUCGCACCGCGGCGGCCCCCAGUGGCGGCCGGAUAUUUAACUUCCGAAAGGACUUCAUUACCCAGAAAUCCUGAGCUGUGAGGUCAGUGAAAUGAACCAGUGACACAUUUCAGGUCCAAACGCCUUUGAAGGACUUGAGGACUUACGGCCAGGAAACACCUGUGACUCCUCACGCAGGAUAAAAUAGGUUGAAACAUCCAAAUUUGGGCAAACAUGACGCGUGUCUGCACAUUCAGGACUGAAACUAAAGAAGAAUCAGACAUUUGUCAAAUCGUCUUCCCCAGAGCCAGAUCGAUUCAUCUCUGCGUGUCUUGUACAGCGAAGUCUCAGAUGAGGUUAGCCUAGCUUAGCACAAAGACUGGAAACUGCUAGCCUAGCUCCAACAAAAGAGGAAAAAUGCACCUUCAAAAAAAGCUCCUGAAUUGUCUGAUCUACAUGUUGCAUCUUGUUAGACGACGAGCUGGUCACCAACCAGUCCAAGUCAGACUGAAUGGACCUAGAAGCUAACUCAAAGCUAACUGGACUCGAGGUUUCAUCAUGAAACUUCCCCAGAAACUCUGCAGCCUCUCUUCCUCAUGUAGCAGUGAUACGGUUGGUGGGUGUAGUUCGGCAG
Molecule: messenger RNA, 3115 nt
Organism: Chelmon rostratus (copperband butterflyfish)
Lineage: Eukaryota; Metazoa; Chordata; Actinopteri; Chaetodontiformes; Chaetodontidae
Product: KIAA0319 ortholog
Exons: 15
Coding region: 1-2478 (825 amino acids)
Cellular component (GO): plasma membrane; cytoplasmic vesicle
Source: RefSeq, a predicted model, not a curated record